Funneliformis mosseae is the source of this 136-nucleotide messenger RNA. The record is from the annotation of a GenBank genome assembly. NCBI's taxonomy places the organism in Eukaryota, Fungi, Glomeromycota, Glomeromycetes, Glomerales, Glomeraceae.
AAAACAAGCAGCAGCAGAUCGAAGACAGGCUGAACAUUAUUAUAGUGAAACUAGUCCAGCUGGAGAAUGUUCUGAUAGUGUAAAUGCUAAUGUUAAAGAAACUCAGACUAAAACAACGCGUAAAAAGAAUAAAUAG